AUGCGUAGAAAAGCUAUAAUCGAGGUUGCUCUUGCUGACAAAAGUGGUAAGGCUGUUGCUAUUGAUGUGCUUGAUAACAGUGAUGGUUCAUUUACUGUGAAGUACACUGCUCCGAGGCCAGGAAAAUAUCAGUUGAACGUAGUUUUCGCUGGCGCUCAAGUACCACCGAUAGAAAUCAACGUUGAGCCGCAGGUGGAUAUCUCGGGCAUCAGAGUCACAGGUCUCGAAAACGCCAUCGUAACGGUGAACUGUCAGCAAGAGGUCCACGUUUUCACACCAGAUGGGGACAAUACUCGUAUCGUUAUCAUCAGUCCCUCUGGCAGCAUCGUUGAAGCUAUCAUAGAAUCUACCGAAACUGGUUUCCGCGUAUGGUUCACUCCAUCUGAAAUCGGAGAUUAUACCAUAUCUGUUACCUACCGCGAUCUUUCAAUUGGUGCUCCAUACCUUCUUCAUUCUGUACCGGAUGGAAAUACAGCUGAAGCCGAGUAUGUUGUCGCGAGGAGCGGGCCCCCAAGGGCUGAUCUGGUUACAGUUACGGGACCUGGACUUGGGCCUGUCAUCGUCCAGCGAUCAACGCAUGUUUCUAUCGACACAACAAGCGCUGGAUUCGGUGAUAUUGAUCUUUUCGUUGACGGGCCAACUAGGACUCCCAUUCACUGUGUGGACAAUCACGAUGGAACACUUACGAUGUAUUACGUGCCGCAAACUCCGGGAGUGUACUUUCUGCGAGUGAUGUUUGGAAGCAACCAUAUUGCUGGCAGUCCAUUUCAAGUGAUAGCUGUGCCAGCUAUGUUGGCAUCGUCGUUAACGGCGGAACAUGAGAUUUCGGAGAGCUCGUUUACUUCGCUGUCCAGUGGAUCAUCAACUCCAAAGACGACUCCUUGUGCAUGA
This is a messenger RNA of Haemonchus placei, 891 nucleotides long. NCBI's taxonomy places the organism in Eukaryota, Metazoa, Nematoda, Chromadorea, Rhabditida, Trichostrongylidae. The record is from the annotation of a GenBank genome assembly.